CGCUCGAGAUCUAUCCCAAUCCCCGACCUCACAUCCCCUCGACCCGGCUUCGUUUAAACCCAAACCCUAAUCUCGACAGCCUAAACCCUAGCUCGGGCGGCGGCGGCGGCGGCGGUCAUGGACGGCGGCGGAGGCGUCGGAGGAGGCAUGGCGGGCCCCGUGGGCGGUGGCAUGGUGGGCCCUGUCGGCGUCGGCGUUGGCGGGGGCGGGGGCGGCGGGAGCGACGUGGAGCUCGUGAGCAAGACGUUGCAGUUCGAGCACAAGCUCUUCUACUUCGAUCUGAAGGAGAACCCGCGGGGGAGGUACCUCAAGAUCUCCGAGAAGACGUCCACCACGCGCUCCACCAUAAUCGUGCCCAUCGCCGGCGUCGCCUGGUUCCUCGACCUCUUCGACUACUACAUCCGCACCGACGAGCGCGACGUCUUCAGCAAGGAGCUCCGCCUCGACACCAAGGUGUUCUACUUCGAUAUUGGGGAGAACAAGAGAGGCCGCUACCUCAAGGUUUCUGAGGCAUCUGUCAACAGAAACCGCAGUACAAUAAUUGUUCCGGCUGGUAGCUCUGGGGAAGAAGGUUGGGAAGCAUUCAGGAAUGUACUGUUGGAAAUCAGUGAUGAAGCUUCCCGCCUCUAUGUUCUUCCAAAUCAUCCAAGUCAGCAACACUUGGAACCGCCAGAGCGCCUUCCUGGUCUUUCUGAUGAUGUGGGUGCUGGAUUUAUAGCUGGACAUGCCAGCCAAUCUGCAUCUGGACCAGAGGUAGAUGUUGAACGCUUGGUUGAUGUGCCUCCUAUUGAAGAAUUUAGUGGCAUGGGGUUGUCCAAGGUGAUACGGGCAGAUCAGAAGAGGUUCUUCUUUGACCUAGGCAGCAACAAUAGGGGCCAUUAUUUGAGGAUUUCUGAGGUUGCUGGAGCUGACCGCUCGUCAAUAAUCUUGCCGCUUUCUGGUUUGAAGCAGUUCCAUGAGAUGGUGGGACACUUUGUAGAUAUAAUGAAGGACAGGCUUGAAGGAAUGACGGGUGCGAACGUACGCACCGUUGAGCCCAGUCAGAGAUGAUUAGCUCGAUCUUGUGGCCCGAACUGCUGUUAUGCCUCUCCUAGGAUUUCAGUCAUGUGGUGUGUGGUUGUGUAGAUCGCGCAGUAUUAAUUCAUCUGAUGGGGAUAAUAAUGUUUCAUUUCUAGUUUUUUCUCAAGUCAAUGGUGAGGAUUGAUUUGUUUGGGAUCUUUCUGUUGAGGAAUAAUAAGCAGUAUAUCGUUCGUGUGGUGGUGUAAGUUAGUUGGCUGUUACUUUUUUACCGAAGUUCUUUGAGGUGGCAGGAUUGCUUGUCUU
Brachypodium distachyon (stiff brome) is the source of this 1323-nucleotide messenger RNA. Its product is annotated as transcription factor Pur-alpha 1. The coding region runs from base 118 to 1050 and encodes 310 amino acids. Gene Ontology annotation, cellular component: nucleus. Gene Ontology annotation, molecular function: DNA-binding transcription factor activity, RNA polymerase II-specific; RNA polymerase II transcription regulatory region sequence-specific DNA binding; purine-rich negative regulatory element binding. The transcript has 5 exons. Gene Ontology annotation, biological process: regulation of transcription by RNA polymerase II. NCBI's taxonomy places the organism in Eukaryota, Viridiplantae, Streptophyta, Magnoliopsida, Poales, Poaceae. The record is from RefSeq and is a predicted model, not a curated record.